Psilocybe cubensis is the source of this 5274-nucleotide messenger RNA. RefSeq lists its product as uncharacterized. The transcript is spliced from 20 exons. Gene Ontology annotation, molecular function: small GTPase binding; actin binding. Gene Ontology annotation, biological process: actin cytoskeleton organization. Lineage: Eukaryota; Fungi; Basidiomycota; Agaricomycetes; Agaricales; Agrocybaceae. The coding region runs from base 1 to 5274 and encodes 1757 amino acids. The record is from RefSeq and is a predicted model, not a curated record.
AUGCCUGAUACUGUGAUUGUCCCCACAGUCCUUCCCACUGGCACCCUCCACUUUGCUGAGGUCCCUGAAGGAAGCUAUGCUCAAGAGGUCAUUGAUGUUCUACUUCAGAUAGACGGCUUGAAAGAAGAAAUCCUGGGCCAUUUGGAAGACGAAAAAUGGGCCCUCCAAAUGAUAAGAUCGGAACAGAAUGGCAGAGUCUGGGAAGAGGAAGAACUUAAUGCUCUGGGAGACGGUACAAUUGAAGCAAAUACGUUGAUUGCACCUAUACUUGACAACCAUAACCGAACCCCAGAAUCAGCUCGGCGUCAUUUUUCUUCAUUUCCCUUGACUGGACAUAUGCAUACCCCUGCAUUUCGGCUUGUCUCUCUCCAUCCACACCUUUCUUUGAAUUUCUCUUUUACAAGGGUUCCUGAAAUUCACGAUGGGUUCGAGUACAAACUAUAUAUAUCACGUUCAACCACAGUUGCAGUCGCAAUUACUACGAUCAUGGAAGAACUUGGAUUAGCGAAAUCACUUCCUAUACCAGGAGCUGGAAAUCUGGAGUAUGUAAUAGAAGAAGUAUGGUAUACCGAUUCCGCGGAAAGAGCAUCAAAACUUCCUGAAGCGACUAUUCUUUUUGAUAUUGUAAACUUCCCUUACAGUGCAAAUCCUUUCAAAUCGAAAGCCAGUCGCCGAUUCAGAUUUUGUGUUCCAGAUGAGUGGUAUCGCCGAUCCAAGUCCCGUUUCGCCUCUCCAGCUGUGGCUCCGUCUGAUUCGACAAUAAACCGCCUUGCCGCCCUGCAGGAGUCGGAUGAUGAAGAAGAAGAAGGGACGGCAAAAAUCGGCCAGCAGAAGGUACAAGAACGUCCCAAAUCCGCGAGUACCGUUGAGCAACGUGGUAUUGUCACUCAAAGUCGAUUGUCCAACCUUUUUGAAGGGUGGUUGGGAUCACCACCGUCAUCUCCUAAACGGAAUAGUGUCGUCUUUUCUCCGGAGAAUAGAAAAAGUGUCAGUGAGCCAAGACUUUUAGACAAGAGCUCAACUACAGUGGACGACAAUAUUUCAGAAUCAAGCGACGAUGGUGACGAGGAAACGUUCGAGAAAGAAUUUGAAGAGAUGCUGAACGACCUUGGCUUGAAAGACGAGGGAAGGGCACGUAUGCGUGUACUACCUUCGGACCGCAAGAAAUAUCUUCUUCGUCAAAAUAAACAAUUUAAGGCUACCCAUCAGCAAGUCAACGCGAAUGGCACUCACCCAGUGCAUGCGGCCUCGUUUGGCCCUUCAAAUGCACAAGCCCUACUUCCCAAGCUUAUCCCGCAGCUGACAGGGGAUGCAGGGCUAAUUCGCAGAUUUUCUAUCAUGGGAUGGGGCUCCGGAAGCACUGUUUCGUCGCCUGGUUUAUCUACUGAUUCAAACAGCUUGAACAGCGAGUAUAACAACAACAAGCCAACUUCUGCAGACCAAAUUGCAAAAGCCGCAGGAGAUAUUCCACCUCUUCAAUCGCAAAAUACAGGAAGCUUAUGGGCUAAUUGGUGGACAUCCUCUGGCGGCGAUAAAUCACUGACGACGGUCGAUAAAUAUGGCAGUAAGGAGGUCGCAAAAUCGGCGAAGUGGUAUAUUGAUGGUCUUCGCAUUGGAAAGGCACCUGAUAUGAAGCUAGUCAAGCAUCUAAUUACGCUUCGGGUUCAUCUAUCCACUGCAAAAGUGGCAUUCAUUCAAGAUUUCGUAGUUAGUGAGAAAGGGUUAAUUGCUCUGGGAUCUCUGUUGGCGAGUUUGGUCAGCAAAGGUGGUAAAAGACGAGUUCUCAGUGAACUUGAAAUCACCGUUCUUCUGGAAGUCCUAAAGUGUCUACGAGUGCUCCUCAAUACAGAACCUGGGUUCAAUCAAUUGCUAGUUUCUCCAAAUGUUAUCACACACAUAUCUUAUGCUUUGCAUACGUCGUCUUUGAAGGCUCAUACGCUGGCCGCAGAGCUCCUCGCCGCCAUCAGCAUGCUGGCUAUAGAUGAUGGCCAUAAAGCUGUCUUGGCUGCUAUGUCAGAUUUCCGUAUUGCAUUCGACGAAGAUUUUCGCUUUGAAACAUUGUUGUCCACACUUCGAUUACCUCAAGUCGAUAUUGACGGCGAGAGCGAUGAUGGAUUUGGAUUUGGCAAUGAAGAAGAAGGGAUAUGGGAGGCACGAAUUGCGACCAUGGCGCUUAUCAAUGCCCUGACCAACUGUCCCGAAGAACUUGAAGAUCGUAUGGUUCUCCGAGAGGAAUUUAGUCGGAGAGGCUUGAACGAACUCAUUGUGGCUCUGCGAUACAUCAAACCUCCGGAUUCCUUGAUAACGCAAUUGAAUAUGUACACUGAGGAGAAGUAUGAGGAUGAAGAAGAUAUGCGAGAACGAAAGCAAAGCUCAUUGAGUCAGCAAAGCUGGGGUCAUGAACGAACACUUUCCGACUCCGAUGUUGUUCUGCAGGAUUUGGUCCAAUUAGUCAAGCAACAUGGCGAGCUUUACCCUGUAAUGCUAGAUAUCCUGAAACAUUACUCUCGACUUUUGCAGAGAGAUAUCGAAUUCCAGCUCAAAGCGGAUCUUAUGACUGUUCUCGACCGCUUUGUCGAACAGGCGGCGAUGCUUGAUACGCUUGAUGCAAACUGGAAAGUGUUUCUAAAGCGCUUCUCAAUAUCAGUCCAGCAUAUCACUGGACAAGAAGUCGAAGUAAAGUCACUUGAUGAAAGCGUAUCCAGAGAUUUCAUCGAACAGGAAGUUGAAUCCCUUCGCAUCAAGGUCGAUGAACUAAGCGAUGAGCGGGCAGAACUUCGUAAAGAAUUGAAUCAACAAAUUGCAGAAACAAAUGCGCUCAAAUAUCUCCCAACUGGUAUACAAACGUUCAAUCCCGACAACACGAAGAAAACCGGUCCUGAGCAAAAUUUUCAUGGACUUGUACAACGUCUGGUUCAGAAAGAAAAACAAGUACUUCACCUUCAAACCGAGCUGGAUCAAUUCAAAACUCAGAAUCGUGGGGAGUCAAGGGAAUCAGAUGAACGCGCAAAAAGAGAGCGUGAUAGAAUAAAGUGGAAUACUUGGAUGGAGGAAAUGACGAAAUAUAAGACCAAGAUCACCGAAUUGGAAAAUAUGAUAUCUAUCAAGGACAAAGAAAUCAUCUACCUGAAACGCGCUUUGGAGUCUGUUUAUACGAGAUUUUUAUCGAGAGAGGAAGCUCGAGAUGGUGUUAAGUCAGCAGACGUCGAUGCUCAAAUGAUGGCAAAUCAUACUAUACAGCGUCUUACAGAAAAAGACGAUCAAAUAGCAAGUCUAAAAAAACAAAUCGACGAGCUGCAGCUUCGUCUAGCUGCUAAGCCUAAGACUGAACAAGAGUUUAAGGCGAAAUCUCCCCCUCCUCCACCUCCAAGUAAACCCAAGAUACAUACCUUAAGUAGUAGUCAUUCGAUGUCAACGCCGUCCCCGCCACUACCACCACCACCACCACCACCACCACCACCACCACUAUCCUCCACAAUAAUGUCUUUUAUUGCCCGUCCUACCUUUUCCGACUCUUCCGAAUCUCCUUCCAAAAUUCCUCCUCCGCCUCCCCCGCCGCCACCACCGCCUCCACCUGCGCUGCGCUUGCCUAACCAAAGUCGUGUUGAAAAUCCUUGUGCCGAUGCUUCUCCUUCUCCUUCUCCUCCUCCUCCUCCUCCUCCUCCUCCGCCGCCGCCGCCGCCACCAAUAUCAACACAAUCUGCAAGAGUUCAGUCACCAAUGUCACCAUUACUUUCUCCUGUGCCGCCUCCUCCUCCACCGCCAUCUGCAUUUAAGUUGGGACCGCAGAAGGCGAUCACCCGCCCAGUUAAAAAGAUGAGAUCAUUCUUUUGGAACAAAUCUACGAUUUCUAGCGCUGCACCUUCGGUAUGGAAUGAUCUGCCGGCUGAUAUUCAAGUAGAUCUAUCAGACCUGGAGUCAACAUUUAUCCUUGAUGCUAAUCCGACCAAUUCUCCACAAAAAGAGGCCAUCAAGAAGCAAAAUGUAGCGACUGUCUUGGAUAUUACCCGCGCGAACAACGUUUCUAUUAUGCUUUCAAGAAUCAAGCUCGAUUGUCCACAAAUUCGUAGAUCCUUGCUUGAGAUCGAUGACGCUGCGCUCUCUCUUGAUGCCCUCAAAGCCCUGAGUAAACAACUCCCUACGGCAGAAGAGAUGGAACGCCUUAGGUCAUUUGACGACAUAAGCAAAUUAUCGAAAGCUGAUCAAUAUUUUCAUGAGAUCAUGACAAUUCCUCGACUGUCUGAACGUUUGAAUUGCAUGCAAUACCGACGCAACCUUGACUUAGACAUAGAAGAAAUCCGACCGGAUUUGAAUGUUCUUCGGAAUGCAUCUUUGGAGUUGCGCUCUGCGGUUAAAUUCAAGCAAAUUCUUCGAAUUGUCCUUCUUCUGGGCAAUACACUUAACGGGGCCACAUUCCGAGGAGGAGCGAAAGGUUUCCAACUCAAUUCUUUAUUGAAGCUCAUUGAGACUAGGACAACUAAGGGAGGGCCAGAUUGCCCAACUCUUUUACACUAUCUUGCCCGAGUUCUCCUGAGGAAAGACCCCUCGCUCAUAAAUUUCAUCGAUGAACUGCCUAGCAUAGAGGCAGCCGCUCGGGUUUCGGUCCAGGUUGCUUUACAGACAGUAAACACAUUGGUUACUGGUUUGGGGCAGAUAAAUGAAGAAAUUCAAAAUUAUCAUGGAAACCCAUCCAUUCCAAAGAAUGAUCGCUUCAUCGAAGUCAUGCAGCCCUUUGUCCAUGAAAAUGCGCAAACCGUUGACGCUUUGAAGCACAUGGGACAAGCUAUAGAGGCUGAGCUUCGUCUAUUGCUUACAUACUAUGGGGAAACUCCAGAUUCUCCCGAUGCGCCAAAACCAGAAGAUUUCCUGGGCCUCGUAACAUCAUUUUCCUCGUCCCUUCAGAAAUGUGCUUUGGAAGUACAUGAAGCUGAGAUGAAGUUGAAGACAUUAUCGCCUCCCGUACUCCCGACUGUCGCGGAGGAUACUGAGAAGACACCCAAUUCUGUGAGGAUUACUAGCAACGUUAUCCUUCACAUGGUUAUUCUAAAUAUACUUCCACAGACUCUCAAAGUUAUCUCUAAUGGAGAGGCAAAGGCCAGACUCGAGAUACCAGAAGACUCUCAACAGGGUUUAACUAUUGGGAAACGAUCGUUUGGUCGUGGGGACCUAGAUCAGGCUAUUAAGGAUAUGAAGGAGGGACAGCGUAGGAUGCGUCCGGCACGACCGCUCAGUAAAAUAUUUUUCGAUGGAGCCAAUGCUGGAGGACGAUCAUAA